Molecule: messenger RNA, 1397 nt
Organism: Phragmites australis (common reed)
Lineage: Eukaryota; Viridiplantae; Streptophyta; Magnoliopsida; Poales; Poaceae
Exons: 4
Coding region: 1-1068 (355 amino acids)
Source: RefSeq, a predicted model, not a curated record
AUGGUGGCCAAGGAGGUGGGUUCGUUGAUUCAAGACCUCAGACUGGCCAUGGAGGCUGGGGAUCUGGUGGUUCAGACCACAGAUCUGAUUUGGGUGGUGCUGAUACACAGGGUAAACAAAAGGGACGGCAUGAACGCAGAUCUAUGGACUGGCAGCAGCAAUGGGGGCAGAAUCACCAAGGAUUCAAAGCGCAGCGCCGCCCUCGAGCCGUUGGUCUGCGCCGCGCAGCGCCACCCGCGUGCGCACUGCCCCGGUCAGCAGCCACUUCUGCUCGGCCGCCGUCCAGACCGCCGCCCGUUCGGUCGCGCCCCUCGGCACCGUCCCGGCGCGCUGAGCCGCCCGGCCUCCUCCCGUGCGCCGCUGGUGUGCGCACGUUCUCCGGCCGCCACCGUCUUCCCCGGCCCUUCUUCCUCCUUCCCCGCACACCGCCCUCUGUGCCGCGCCGCUCGCACAAGCGCCUCCGCGCCGCCGCUCAGCCCGCGCCGCGUCGGGCCGUCGUGCGUGCCGUGCCCGGCCUCCUCUCUCCGGCCCCGCCACCCGGAGUCGCCUUCACAAGCACCCUCGGCUCACCCCUCUUCGGCUCCUCCUUCUCUUCGGUCGCCGCCCCCGCGCGCCUUCGCUGGCCCACAGCGCUGGCCCGUGCCGCGCCUCCCUCCGCCGGCCACCACCAUCCGGCCGCCCCUCACUCCACCUCUCACUGUGCCACACGGGCAGAGGCCGGUGAACCCUCUCUCUCUCGUGCCCUCUCUGCCUCCACUCCAGCGCCCCCGGCCACCUCCACGGCCGCUCGCCAGCCGCCCCGCCCGGCCGGCCACCUCCCUUCUCGCCGCCCUCUCCCCCCCUCUCUCUUCCCGCUGUGAGUCUCGCGCCCGCACAGGAGAAGCCCGGCCGGCCUUAUCCACUGCUCAGGCUAGCGUGUCCACCGGCCUUGGUCCGUGGUGGACCGGUCACUGGUGCUCCCCUUUGGUCCACAGCCGAUGCACUGAGUCCACACGAAUCUGGUUCACGACUCGAAGUCAAGGUUCUAAGAAAGAACGCGAGAAAGAAACUGAAGGGAAGAUCCAAUGAUGAAGAAGAACCCCGGGAAACUCAAGAGACAAGACCAAUCUUGAAUUAACCCUUCAAGAAGGAAAUGCUGGAGACCGUUCAUAUCAGCCGAGAUCUUUCUGCAAAUCAGUGGUGAUUGCUAGGGAUGCAAAUGGUUAUUCAAUAGGUAAUUCUGGGUUAGCACUUAGUUCAUUUUUUGCUUAACUUAAUUGGGUGGAGUGAAUCUUUAGUUAAAUUUUUUUAGUUUUGGAUCGAUUCAAUAACCCAAAAAAUACAAAACUUACAUCCGUAAUUGCUCAAGAAUUGGUACCCGCUUAAAUGGCACUUAAUACAGUUCGAAGUUCUGUUUU